AUGCUCAGGGACUUUGAACUUGAGAGAAAAAAAAGAGUGAGGAUGAGGAAAAAAAAGGAUGAAACCCGGCAACCAGUCUUCGUGCGCAAUGCUCGAGGCUCGUUGUCGGGUUUUGCCCUUUUCUACUCUGUUCUAAAAAUGUGCAUUAACCUUAAAUUUAUUUUCCUAGGUAGUGGAUUGGGUCCGUGUGGCUCAAUGGAAGAGCAUCUGACUACGGAUCAGAGGGUUGCAGGUUCGAGUCCUGUCACGGAUGUUUUUUGGAAUUUUUCCAUUUUUUUUUCAUGGGAACGGAUUUUUUUUUUUUUUUUUCGGCGCCCGCCGUUGUGUCGUUGCCGGCGUCCUCCUUUCGUUUUUCCCCCCAUUCCCUCCGGGCAUCGUGGGGAAAAAUACCGUGCCGGCCUUCGCUUUCCCCCAAUUUGGGGGCCCUUCUUCCCCUCCAUCCGAGCGGAGGGGCCCCGCGGCGCCGGUCCAGACCCCCCACCCCCUUCCCGCAUUCGAUGUUUACAGACCUGCCGGCGCCACCCUUUCUAA
This is a messenger RNA of Trypanosoma theileri, 531 nucleotides long. RefSeq lists its product as uncharacterized. The record is from RefSeq and is a predicted model, not a curated record. NCBI's taxonomy places the organism in Eukaryota, Euglenozoa, Kinetoplastea, Trypanosomatida, Trypanosomatidae. The coding region runs from base 1 to 531 and encodes 176 amino acids. The transcript has a single exon.